Chondrus crispus (carragheen) is the source of this 1063-nucleotide messenger RNA. RefSeq lists its product as hypothetical. The transcript is spliced from 2 exons. The record is from RefSeq and is a predicted model, not a curated record. Gene Ontology annotation, molecular function: prenyltransferase activity. NCBI's taxonomy places the organism in Eukaryota, Rhodophyta, Florideophyceae, Gigartinales, Gigartinaceae. The coding region runs from base 1 to 798 and encodes 265 amino acids. Gene Ontology annotation, biological process: isoprenoid biosynthetic process.
AUGCGCUACUCGCUGCUGGCCGGCGGCAAGAGGGUCCGGCCCAUCCUGGCCAUCGCCGCGUUCCAGAUGUUCGCGCAGGGCGGCGCGCAGGCAGCGCUGGAGCCGGUCAUGCCGACCGCGCUCGCAGUCGAGAUGAUACAUACCAUGAGCUUGAUUCAUGACGACUUGCCCGCCAUGGAUGACGACGACUUUCGGAGGGGCAAGCCCACGAAUCAUAUGGUGUAUGGCGAAGAUAUCGCCAUUCUGGCGGGUGAUGCCAUGUUGUCCUACGCUUUUGAGUACGUGGCGAGGGAGACGCGCGACGUGGACCCGGUUAGGGUCUUGGAGGUUAUCAGGUUGUUGAGCAAUUGCGUGGGGCCCGAGGGCCUGGCUGGGGGGCAGGUCAUGGACUUGGAGAGCGAGGGCAAGACCGAUGUGUCUUUGGAAACCCUCACCUGGAUACAUACCCACAAGACCGCCGCUUUGUUGCGAGUUAGCUGCGCCGGGGGCGCCGUUAUUGGGGGUGCGAGUGAGGACGAUGUCCAGCGUGUCAGCGACUUUGCUGUCAAGAUAGGCCUCGCCUUUCAGAUUGCGGACGAUGUCCUCGAUGUCACCCAGAGUACCGAAAUGCUAGGGAAGACCGCAGGGAAGGACGAGGCCACCAAUAAGGCAACCUACCCCAGGUUGUUAGGCUUGGAGGGAUCCCGCCAGCAGGCGGAGAGGUUGGUCGCAGAGGCAAAAGAGUGCCUCGCCCCGUAUGGGGAACGCUCAAAGAACCUGCUUGCUCUUGCAGAUUUUAUCAUCAACAGAAGCAACUGAUUUCACUGGGAACACGUCAAAGCAAGACGUGUAUGAUCGUCUUUGUACAGCCUGCAACACAACACCAUUCUAAGCGGUUCAGAGGAUUUCCUCGCCACUCAUGCCCCAGCGUGAUUGCAAGUAAGCACUGGGGCAACGCUCGCUGCACAUAUCAAGAGGUAGUGAAGACAGCACGCAGCAACUUCGUACGCCGUACGGCAGCCAUAGCUUAUUGUUAAGCCUCCACAGAUGUGACACAUACGUUUUUAAACAUUUCUUUCUUAUA